AAAGUUCCCCAAAAGAUGGCAGCAAAAACUCCCAGCACUGAGGAGGAGCCUUUGCCCAAACUUCCAGUGCCCCCCCUGCAGCAGACCCUCGCCACUUACCUGCGAUGCAUGCAGCAUCUGGUACCUGAGGAACAGUUUAGAAGGAGUCAAGCCAUUGUGCAGCGGUUUGGGGCCCCGGGUGGCCUUGGGGAGACCCUUCAGCAAAAGCUCCUAGAACGACAGAAGAAGACAGCCAAUUGGGUGUCUGAGUACUGGCUGAAUGACAUGUAUCUCAAUAACCGCCUGGCCUUGCCCGUGAACUCCAGCCCAGCUGUGAUCUUCGCCCGGCAGCACUUCCCGGACACGAACGACCAGCUGAGGUUUGCAGCCAACCUCAUCUCUGGUGUGCUCCACUACAAGACCCUGCUGGACAGCCACUCCAUCCCCACCGACUGUGCCAAGGGCCAGCUGUCAGGGCAGCCACUCUGUAUGAAGCAAUACUAUGGGCUCUUCUCCUCCUACCGGCUCCCUGGCCACACCCAGGACACACUGGUGGCCCAGAAGAGCAGUGUCAUGCCUGAGCCAGAGCACGUCAUCGUGGCCUGCUGCAACCAGUUCUUUGUCUUGGAUGUUGUCAUUAAUUUCCGCCGUCUCAGUGAGGGGGAUCUGUUCACUCAGUUGAGAAAGAUAGUCAAAAUGGCUUCCAACGAGGAUGAACGCUUGCCUCCAAUCGGCCUGCUGACGUCAGAAGGGAGGAGCGAGUGGGCUGAGGCCAGGACGGUCCUCGUGAAAGACUCCACCAACCGGGACGCACUGGAUAUGAUUGAACGCUGCAUCUGUCUUGUGUGCCUGGAUGCCCCGGCGGGCGUGGAGCUCAGCGACACCAACAGGGCUCUUCAGCUCCUUCACGGCGGAGGCUGCAGCCAGAAUGGGGCGAACCGCUGGUAUGACAAAUCCCUGCAGUUCGUGGUGGGCCGCGAUGGCACAUGCGGCGUCGUGUGCGAGCACUCCCCGUUUGAUGGAAUCGUCCUGGUGCAGUGCACGGAGCAUCUGCUCAAGCACAUGGUGAAGAGCAGCAAGAAGCUGGUCCGAGCAGACUCUGUCAGCGAGCUCCCAGCCCCCAGGAGGCUGCGUUGGAAGUGCUCCCCGGAAAUCCAAGGCCUCUUAGCCUCGUCAGCGGAAAAACUUCAACGAAUAGUAAAGAAUCUUGACUUCAUUGUGUAUAAGUUUGACGUCUUUGGGAAAACAUUCAUUAAGAAGCAGAAAUGCAGUCCUGAUGCUUUCAUCCAGGUGGCCCUCCAGCUGGCCUUCUACAGGCUCCACAGGAGACUCGUGGCCACCUACGAGAGCGCGUCCAUUCGCCGGUUCCAGGAGGGCCGCGUGGACAACAUUCGCUCAGCCACUCCGGAGGCGCUGAGUUUUGUGAAGGCCGUCACUGACCACAAGGCUGCCAUGCCAGAUUCAGAGAAGCUGCUACUUCUGAAGGAUGCCAUCCGAGCCCAGACCGAGUACACAGUCAUGGCCAUAACAGGGAUGGCCAUCGACAACCACUUGCUGGCGCUGCGGGAGCUAGCUCGGGACACGUGCAAGGAGCUGCCCGAGAUGUUCACAGAUGAAACAUACCUGACCAGCAACCGGUUCGUCCUCUCAACCAGCCAGGUGCCCACAACCAUGGAGAUGUUUUGCUGCUAUGGCCCCGUGGUGCCGGACGGCUACGGGGCCUGCUACAACCCCCAGCCAGAGAAUAUCCUUUUCUGCAUCUCCAGCUUUCACGGCUGCAAGGAAACCUCUUCUACCAAGUUUGCGAAAGCAGUGGAAGAGAGCCUCCUUGAAAUGAGGGACCUGUGCAGUCCGCCACAGUCUACAGGGGGCAAGCCACUGGCGCCACAAGAAAAAGCAACAAGGCCCAUUCAGGGGCACCAACCUUGA
Neogale vison (American mink) is the source of this 1908-nucleotide messenger RNA. RefSeq names its product choline O-acetyltransferase (gene CHAT). The transcript is spliced from 14 exons. NCBI's taxonomy places the organism in Eukaryota, Metazoa, Chordata, Mammalia, Carnivora, Mustelidae. Gene Ontology annotation, biological process: acetylcholine biosynthetic process; neuromuscular synaptic transmission. Gene Ontology annotation, molecular function: choline O-acetyltransferase activity. The record is from RefSeq and is a predicted model, not a curated record. Gene Ontology annotation, cellular component: cytoplasm; neuron projection. The coding region runs from base 16 to 1908 and encodes 630 amino acids.